ACUCAUCGUCGCGAAACAAAAAUUAAUUACGGCUCUGUUUUAUCAUCAUCUUCCUUUUCUUUCCUCUUAUCUCUUUACAACUGCACUCUUCCCGCCACAAUAGCAACCCCAAAACGAAGAAAAUACGAUACCAAACCAAUCAUGCCUUCGUCUUCAUCAUCCGUUCCCCUGCAUCUGCAUCCACCUUCAGCCCCGUACUUCCAAACCCUCCUAGACUCCGCUCGUCCCUUCCUCCGUGGCGAGCUGGAGUCCGUCGACGAGAGACUCCCUUCCCUCGUCAGUGUCCUCCGCUCAGUCGGCGCCGGCGAGUGCUGGCACAAACAUGGUAGCUUCCUCGAUCACCUGGUCGAGAUGUACCGAAUCCUCAAGCUCUGGCGAGCCCAGGACUCCGUUUGUCUCCUCGGCCUCUUUCACUCUGCCUACUCGAACUCCUACGUCAACCUCGCUAUCUUUGACCCCUCAACUGGACGCGAAGUGGUUUCGAAACAUGUUGGAGAAGCUGCAGAGAGAUUGAUCUACUUGUUCUGCGUCGUCCCAAGGCAGCCUCUGAUCCACGACGAUCUUCUGUUCCAUUAUACUGACUCAGAACUUAUCGAACACCUCAAGUGUUCCGAAAUUUCAGUUCAAAAUGCUAAGCAAAAAUGUUUGUUUGAUGAAGAUGAAGCGUGGAGAAAGAAGAUAAGGAGUAUUGUUCCUGCAAAUGGGGUUGUUGUGAAGCAUAUCAAGACGGGUGAAGAUGUCCUCGUUUCGAGGAGACUGGUGGCCAUAUUCUUGUUGACGACUAUGGCCGACUUUAGUGAUCAGCUUUUUAGUUUCCAGGAUUGUUUGUUUGAGAAUUUUGAUGGGAAGCUGGAGUUCAAGGGGAAUGAUGUUCCGGCCGGUCUAUGGCCCGGUGACGGCAGGCCAGGGCUUUGGUUGAGCUCGAUAUCGAGAAUGGGUGCUCUGUACAAUUUGUUAGUGAGAGAGGAAGAGAUUUUUGGUGAAGAGAGGAAAAGGGUUGGUAGUGAGAAGGUUGAUGAGGACAGAGAUGGUGAUUUGGAGCUUAUGAUCCCUCCUGUUUUUAAGAAUUGCACAAGGGUUUUAGAUGCCGGGGAACAAAUCAAGGCCAGGGAUUUGUACUGGGAAGCUGUUUGUGAUAUGUCUAAGAAAGGGUUGGAAAGAGUGGAGGAGUUGUUGUUGGGUUGUAUUGAGAAGAACCCUUUUGUUGGAGAGCCACAUGUGGUUUUGGCUCAGCAUUAUAUGUCUCAAGGGAGGUUUGAAGAGGCUGAAAGGGAAGCUGAGAAAGGGGUGACCCUUAUCUUGGAGUGGGGGAGUCCUUGGGACAAGAGGAUGUCUUGGGAAGGUUGGAUUGCUUGGGCUAGAGUCUUGCUUAUGAAGGCGAAAGAAAGAUCUUGGCCACAAACUGCUUGGGGCAUUCUCAAUUUAGGCCUUGUCAGGUAGAAUCUUAAACUAUGACUAUGGUGGCAUCUUCAGAAACUCAACUAUGAAUGAUAUUCAAGGGUACAGGGUAAUUAAUGUUCUUCUCUUUGAUAUUAAGUAUUUUCCUAAGUACCAUUGUCAAAUUUAAAAAAUUGGAUUACAAAUCCACCCAACUACUUCAGCUAAAUAAAAUACGUUUUGUUGAUCACUA
Molecule: messenger RNA, 1630 nt
Organism: Humulus lupulus (European hop)
Lineage: Eukaryota; Viridiplantae; Streptophyta; Magnoliopsida; Rosales; Cannabaceae
Exons: 1
Coding region: 142-1440 (432 amino acids)
Source: RefSeq, a predicted model, not a curated record